This is a messenger RNA of Dunckerocampus dactyliophorus (ringed pipefish), 9836 nucleotides long. It is a transcript of the gene capn5b, whose product is annotated as calpain 5b. NCBI's taxonomy places the organism in Eukaryota, Metazoa, Chordata, Actinopteri, Syngnathiformes, Syngnathidae. Gene Ontology annotation, molecular function: calcium-dependent cysteine-type endopeptidase activity. The record is from RefSeq and is a predicted model, not a curated record. The coding region runs from base 217 to 2241 and encodes 674 amino acids. Gene Ontology annotation, biological process: proteolysis. The transcript is spliced from 12 exons. Gene Ontology annotation, cellular component: cytoplasm.
GUAGCUUGACACUGGCUUCAGCGGAGGAGGAGAGAGGCGCUCCGGCGGAGGACCAGGGAGGAGAGAGCGUGGUGUUGAGGAACCCCGGCAGCCCCCUCCCCUCCCGGCCCUGGAGAGCGAGGGUUGGACCCGGCUGGACCCCCACCCCGGCCCCCGGAGGAGGACCCGAGAGAGAACCACGUUGCCACGGGAGAGGCCUCAGUUCAGGGCUGCAGUAUGUUUGUGUCGGUGAAGGCCUUCGAGGGGCAGCAGUACUCCACCCUGAAGAGGCAGUGCCUGCAGAGCGGCCUGCUUUUUGAGGACCCCCGUUUCCCUGCCAUCGAUGACUCGCUCUUUUACCAGGGCAACAGGAUCGGACGUGUGGUGUGGAAGAGGCCGCGGGAGCUUUGUGAGGACCCUCAUCUGUUUGUAGACGGCAUCAGUGCGCACGACUUGCACCAGGGGCAGCUGGGUAAUUGCUGGUUUGUGGCAGCUUGCUCCAGUCUGGCCUCCAGAGAGUCUCUUUGGCAAAAAGUCAUUCCCGACUGGAAAGAGCAGGAAUGGGAUACCGAGAAGCCCGACUCGUACGCCGGCAUCUUCCACUUCCGCUUCUGGCGCUUUGGCGAGUGGGUGGACGUGGUGAUCGACGACCGGCUACCGACGGUGGACAACCAGCUGGUGUACUGCCACUCCAACGACAGCAACGAGUUCUGGAGCGCUCUUGUGGAGAAGGCUUAUGCCAAGGUCUAUGGUUGCUACGAGGCGUUGGAUGGUGGAAACACGGCCGACGCCCUGGUGGACUUCACAGGGGGCGUUUCGGAGCCCGUGGACCUGCUGGAGGGUCAGAUGGCAAUCGACGAGGUGGCCCGCAACCAGUUGUUUGAAAGAGUCCUCAAAGUCCACAACCGUGAUGGCCUUAUCAGCUGCUCCAUUAGGGCAACAACCAUAGAGGACAUGGAGGCGCGGCUGGACUGCGGCUUGGUCAAAGGCCACGCCUAUGCCGUGACGGAUGUUCGGAAGGUGCGGCUUGGCCAUGGACUGCUGGCAUUUUUCAAGUCGGAAAAGCUGCACAUGAUCCGCAUGAGGAACCCCUGGGGGGAGAAGGAGUGGAGUGGCCCAUGGAGUGACAGUUCAGAGGAGUGGAACAAGGUGAGCAAGAGCGAGAGAGAAAAGCUUGGCGUCACCGUGCAGGACGACGGCGAGUUCUGGAUGACGUUCGACGACUUCUGCCAGUACUUCACUGACCUGAUCCUGUGCCGUCUCAUCAACACCUCCUACCUGAGCAUCCACAAGACCUGGGAGGAGGAGGUGAUGAGGGGCUCCUGGGUCCACCGCCAGGACCCACUGCGCAACCGGUCAGGGGGCUGCAUCAAUCACAAGGCCACCUUCCUGCAGAACCCUCAGUACGUGUUUGACUUGAAGAAGGCGGAGGACGAGGUGCUGAUCUGCUUGCAGCAGAAAGAGAAGAGAGCCACGCCCAAAGAAGGCAAAGGGGAAAAUCUUGCCAUAGGCUUCGAUAUUCACCGGGUGGAGCUAAACAGGAAGUAUCGUAUGCACUCGGCCCAGCAGAAAGUGGCGGGCUCCAUCUAUAUCAACUCACGCUGCGUCUUCCUGAGGAAGGAGCUGAAGGAGGGUCGCUACGUCAUCAUCCCCACCACCUUUGACCCCAGGCAGCAGGGCGACUUCCUGCUUCGUGUCUUCACUGAUGUGCCUUCAGACUGCAAAGAGCUGAUCCUGGACGAGCCUCCUCAGACGUGCUGGACGGGAAUGUGUGGCUACCCUCAGCUGGUCACUCAGGUCCAUGUUCUGAACGCUGAGGGUCUGCAGGGACAGGAGUCCAAUGGAGGUAGCCCCCCACAUGCAAGCCUCACGGGCUCACAAGCACAUCCUUCCUCACGGAGGAGCCGAUGGUCACUCAUAGUGUCAGCGUCUGUUUCCACAGCGGUCAACCCCUACGUGAUCAUCACCUGUGAGGGCGAGAGGGUUCGCUCGCCGGUCCACAAGGACACGCGAUCCCCCAACUUUGACAUCAAGGGUCUGUUCUACCGCAAGAAGCCCAAAGAAGGCGUCCACAUCGAGAUCUACAACAAGAACAUGAUCGUGGACACCUUCCUGGGCCAGGUGGUCAUGUUCAGCGACCCCAACGAGCGGCAGGAGCAGCACACGCUCCACCUGCGCGACAAGGGCAGCCGCCAGGACAACGACCUCCCGGGCACGCUCACUGUGCGCCUCAUCACCUCCACCACGCUCACCAACAUCUGAUGCCGUGGAACGUUCACGUACACGCCGGUUGGCUUCUUCUGAUUUCCUUUAAAUUGACUUUUUUAAUGGCCUUCUACAUCAAUAUCUUUAUUCAGUGUCGCUGCUGCAGGUGUUAUUAUUAAAGUUGCGUACAGCAACUCGAAAAAGGCCAAAACAGAACAGCUUUUUCUUUCCUUUUUUUUAGGGUGCGUUCACACGCGUCGGUUUUGGUUCGGUUAAAGUGGUCUCUGGUGCGUUCGCUCUGCUGGGACGCUUCGUUCAGUCGAGGGUGAACUUCGUCAUCGGAGCUAUGGUGUGCAUUAGGUGCAAGCGCUCUUUAAAAGUAUAUUUUAGGAGCUUUUUGUCAAAUCUCAUCUAGUAAAUACAGCAGAAUCUAAGAAUUACUUUUGGCUCGGACCAGAGCACCGAACCACAAGUGUGAACGCAGCCUCAGAAAAAAAGAUAUUUCUUGCGCACAUUGGUGUGGUUCACUUAGCUUUCAUACUAGUAUUUUUGUAUGUACCCAAAGGCUGAAAGUAAGGUCUUAAUUGGACAGAUUUCCCGAUAUAUUACCUGACCUAACGCAAAUAUUACAAACCCAAAUGCCUUCUGCAGGUUGUUUUUUAUUGUGCUACAUUUACCAGUGUAGAUUUCACCAAAAGCUUCUAAAAUGUACUUGUAAAGCGCACCUUUGUCACACACACACAGGGAGAGGCAACACUUCCAACGUAUUUUCUCUUACAUAACAAUAAUCCAUUGAUUUAAAAGAGCUUUUCAAGAAACUCAGACACUUCACAAUAAAGCAAUAAAAUACAAAAAAUAUACAAUGAAGCAAUGAAGACGGAAAAUCAAUCAGUGGAGUACAAACAACUAAACGUAUCAUAAAAUGGAAGUAUUAAACAUUAAAAGCCAGUUUAAAGAGGUUUUGGAGUGAGUCUUGAAAGUAGAUCGGUGUAGUUAGGGGCGUGUGCGGGGAGGGAGCUCCAGGGGGAGGGGGCAGCGAAGCUAAAAGGCUCUGCCGGUGCUUGGCCAUUGAGGGUGGUGACUUGAGGUUGGCGUCAGGGGAGCAGAGGGGACGGGUUGGGGAGUGGAGAUGGAGAUGUCAUACACACACAUACAGUAUACAGUAUUUGUCAUUUCUGCGUGCUUUUAGCCAGGAGUGCAACCCGGGGACCUUUUACAUUCUUACAACACAAUUAAACAAGAAAACUGAAAAAACAAACAAAAAAAACAGUAAAAAUGGAAAAAAAGAGUAGUAAUUUUACGAGAAUAAAGACUAAAUAUCAGGAGAAUAAUGUCAUAAUAUUCAGAGAAAAAAUAAAGUUAAAUAUUAAAGAUUUAAAAAAAAGAUUUUUUAAAACCGUUGUGCUAUUAUGAGAAGCAGAGAACGCAUAAGAAUAAAGCUGCAAUUUGAGGAGAAUUAUGUUGGGUAAAAGUUAGGAUAUUACAAUAAUAAAGCCCAUGAUGAGAAUAAAGGAAUAAUAUUACAAGAAAAAAUGUAUGAGAAGAAAGCAGAAAGGAAAAUCAAGCAAAAAGGAAAAAGUUCAUACUAAUGCUCGGUCACCGAUAACACGAAGCUGAGCUGGAGGCUGUUUUUUCUUGAAAUAUAAAAAAAACCUCUCUGCAAAUCUACAUGGGUUCCUUUGAAAAAAAUGUAAAAGUGGCCCCCACAUCCUUUCAUUUUUCAGUAUGUGGGCCUCGGUGCAAAAAGGUUGGACACCCCUGCCUUUUGCUGCCAUUUUACCACCGGUCCGUGUCUUUGGUCACAUUUGUUCACAUUUAAACCUCAAGUGAACCGAACCGCACCAGAGUUCACUUGCAAAUGGACUCCGGGAAUUCCAAUUCAAGGAACGCUGGUGCUUUUGCUCUGCUCGUGCGGUUCAUUCAAACAAACAGGCCGAGACCAAUCUCUCAUUUGCAACGCCUACAGACACGUACUUGUACUGCUCUGCUCUCUCCCUCUGUGUGUGUGACAAAGGUGCUCUUUACAAGCACAUUUUAGAAGCUUUCGGUGAAAUCUAAGCUGGUGAAUGCAGGAGAAUAUGAAAAUAACCUGCAGACGGCAUUUUGGUGAUGAAUAUUUGAGUUAGGUCACGUAAUAUGUCAGGAGAGCUGUCCAAUCAACUUCUUACUUUAUGCAUAUGUUCUUUACUGCCUUUGGUCACAUGACAAAAACACCAGCGUGAAUGCUGUCCGCACCAAAUGCACACCGAGUAUGUCUUUUAUUUUUGGUCCGGGCCAGAGUACCGAAUCACAUGACAUGCACAUGUGAUGCAUGUGCAGACUUUUUUGCACUCCCAUGCAUGUGCCAACGUUACCAAGGGCUAUGCAUUGCCUUAAGGCUGCGUCUGUCUUGCGCGAAGGUCGUUGUCCAUCGGUUGUCCUUCGCCAUGUCUGUUUGGAUUGACGCUUCCCGCCAUCUCGGUCCUUCUUGGUCUACUGACAAAGCAUUCUCUGUCCGUCCUGAGCGAGCAUGUGCCAUCAUGUCAAGCUUCUUCUCGUGGACGCAAGCCAACGUGUCAAAACCUCGCCUUCCUUCCGUCUUCCGUCACUGGGACCUAGCAAUCCCUCCCCCCCGCCCAGGAUGCUUCUCCACCGGUUGCUAUGGACGACAUCCGACAACCGCAUGGCUUCAAAAGACGUUUUGCCCGUGUCGUAGCUUAGCAGCCGGUGUUUGUCGUCCCCCCCUCAACAUCACCCUAAACAAGUGCUUUACGGGACCAAAGACCAGCCAGCCAAGCCCGCUUUUUUGUGUCCUUUCAGACUGGCCGUCCCCAGCCUAAUGACAGAGCGCCGCCCCCCUCUCCCCGUGCCACAUCAUCUUCUUAAUUGCAACACCACUGCCUGACACUCAAGUCUCUGGAACCCCCUGAGACGCAGCAGCCGUGCUUCUGCUGUUAGCACAUAGCAGGCCCGAGCAUUUGUGUUCGUGUGUACUUCUUCUUCUCUGUUCGGGCGAAUGUCUGUUUAUCAUCAUUGUAACUCGAAAUGAUGUGGGAGGGAAAGGUGUACAACAUGCAGGCAGAGCGCCCUUUAUUGGCAACGCACACCUUGCACUUUAUUUUGUUUUAUUUCUUUAGUGGCAGCCUUCCCAAACCUUCCCCAACAAGCAGUGCCAUCUUUGAUCCACGUUUGAGUCUUUUUUGCCGCUUUUCUUCAGCGCACCCUAGCAUGAUGUUGCUGUUAAAGUGUAAUGUUAGCACUUUAGCAUCACAUGGCAAUGCUAAUGUUUGUGUCCUCCUGUGCCACUCCUUAAUGCUAUGUUGUUGUAUGUGGCAUCUGGCAUGUAUUACAUUCAAUAGAGUUACAGCGUAUAUGGACAAACAAAGCUCGUUAGCAUUAAAGCUACAGGCACACAAAAGGGUGUGUUCCUGGUAGGGCUUACUAAAAGCACUUUUAAACUGUGUAAAUUCCAGCAUCAAUGCUAACACACUUCCAAUACACUAUUGUGGCACCUUUGAGACGUACAUGAUUACAAAUACGAUAAUACGGGACCUUUAACAAUCAUUGAAUGAUUUACUUUACAUGGGAGAUGGGAGAAUCUCCUGAACUUGUGUUUUAAUGUGGUAUUUAACAGAGUAAUGGUGUCCUGGGGAGUUGUGCCAUAGUGGAGGUCUUUUUAGAUGUUCAGUCAUCAUGUUCUUCUAUAUAUUCUUUCUACAAUCAGAAGAGAAUGAAACAACAGCACCUCUGCUGGUUGCAGCCCAGUAGUGCACUCCAGCACUCCAUUCUGCCCCAAUUGCCUCAAGAUAUGACUAAUCACGGAGGAGUUCAAGGUUGGAGCGUGAGGUCGACAGGUGGAUCAGCGCAAAGUCUGCAGUAAUGCGGUCGCUGUACCAGACCGUCGUGGUGAAGAGAGAGCUGAGCCGGAAGGCAAAGCUCUCAAUUUACCGGUCGAUCUACGUUCCCACCCUCACCUAUGGUCAUGAGCUUUGGGUCGUGACCAAAAGAACGAGAUUGCGGAUACAAGCGGCUGAAAUGAGUUUCCUACGUAGGGUAGAUGGACUCACCCUAAGAGAUAGGGUGAGGAGCUCGGUCAUCCUGGAGGAGCUCAGAGUAGAGCCGCUGCGCCUUCACAUCGAGAGGAGCCAGUUGAGGUGGCUCGGGCAUCUAGCCAGGAUGCCUCCCAGACGCCUCCCUGGUGAGGUGUUCCGGGCAUGCACGGCUGGGAGGAGGCCCCGGGGCAGACCGAGGACACGCUGGAGGGAUUAUGUCUCACAGCAACCCCUUGGUCACCUCCUGGUGGAACUGGAAGAGGUGGCUGGGGACUGGGAAGUCUGGACUUUGCUACUGAGACUGCUUCCUCCGUGACCCUGAUCCGGAUAAAUGUAAGAAAAUGUAUGGAUGAAUGGAUACGACUAAUCAAUAAUCAAUUAAUCGAGCGAUAAAUUAAUCGAUUAUGCUCCUUCCUACUAUUUUUGGCUACAAGAGUCCAAGUAGAAAAUCCUAUCAACUGUGCAAAACUGCAAUUAAAAAUGCAAUCAUUCUUCUUCUGUUUUUCAUACUAUCAAUACUUUCUUUUUUUUUUUUUUACUUUGAAUGUAACUUCACUUUAUUUCCUCACUGCUGUUACGUGAAGAGUCACACGCGGCGUUUACGGUAUGCCAGCACAUACAACAUCUUUAAAAAAAAAAAAAAAAAGAGUUUCGCAUGACUUCAUUUUGCUUCACUAUGUAUGUAUAUAUGGCUUUGUACUCUAGUGUUUUUAAUGCUUUCAUGCUUUUGUCCUUCCUCUGCGCUAACGCAAGUUGUUAGCAUCCAACGUGUCCGCCGCGCCUCACGUGACCAUAUCAGCGUGAACAAACACAAGCCACCCGUAGUUCUUCUACGUAGUUUUUCUUUUUUCCCGUUUUUUUUGUUGUUGUCGUGUUCACAGGAAUCAUUGGUGCCAACAGUUUGCGAAAGAAUGCAUGUUAAGCUUUUUAUUUGAGUGCGACGCUAAGUUCAGUGGAGCCUCCCACAGCCGACAUUACAGGGCGACACAUUAUUGCUUCAGAUUCUUGGUGCCAAAAAGCAGCAUGAUCACGCAUCAUGUAUGUGCAGACAUACAGCCCACCAAAUAAACACCAUACUACCAAUAAUAAUAAUCAUAUUCAUAGAGAAUAUUCAAGGCGGCAGAGUGACUUUUUCUUUUUGGUGCCAUGUUAACAUGUAGAUUAUUUGCUUUAUUCACCUCAGACUGAUGCAUGUGCCAUUUUUCUAUACUUUAAAGUUACAAUAACGCGACCGAAAUGUUCCUUUUACUUUGUUUACUGACCUCAGGUGUUUGUUUUAGGGGUUUUUUUGUACAUUUUUGUGUACGUUUUUAUUCAUUUGUGCAGGUGUCAUACACAAACGUUAAGACAAUAAUAAUACGUUAAUACGGAGCUUUGAUGUGAAAGGAUGCCGUACGAUGAGAAUUUUUUUCCAAAAAAUCAUCUGAUGGGAGUAAGCAUGUCAUUGUUUUCUGAUUUUAAUAUUUAACAUUACAGCUUCAUCAUCACAGAAUGACUUCUACUCGUGAGAUUGCGACUUUAGUUGUGUAAUCACUUCAAUGGUCGUAAAAUGACAAUUUUUUUGUAAUAAUGUGACUUUAUUCACACGCAAUUACAAAUUACAAACAAAUCACUUUAAUUUUGUAAUAAUGGAACUUUUUUUCCCACUGAAAACUAUGACUAUGACACCCCCCCCCCCCCCUUUUUUUUUGUCUUCCUUCUCAUAAUGUGAAAAAAGCACUUUUCUCAUAAAAUGACCUUUUCUCAGAAAACUCCGACUUUAUUUUGGUAACUUUUCACGCGAACUUGCGACUUCUCAUAAAUUCCCAGCUUUCUUCUCCCGUUAUUACGACGUUAUUCUCGCAAAAUUCCCACUUGUUCUCGUAAGAUUCCAGCUCUGUUCGCCUAAUAUUUGCUAUUAUCGUGAAACUACGACUUUAUUUUUGUAAUAAGACUUUUUUUUCUUUUUUCUGCAAGAUGCACAACUUUCUCACGAAACUACGACAUGACCGGUAUUCUGUAAAAUUACAACUUUUCUCAUAAAAUUCCCACUUUAUUUUCAUAAUAAUGCAACUUUUUAAAAUUCCUUUACUCAUAUCAUUUAAAGAUGCUGAACUGGAACAUUUUCUCAUAAAAUUCGGCCUUUCUUGGCACGUUAUUAAGAUGCUAUUUCUCUUUUCUCUCCAAAUUAUGACUAUUUACAUAUACUAUAUACAUUACGAUGUACUAUAUAAAUUAAUAGUUUUUUACUUUAUUAUGGUGUUUGUCUAAUAAUCUAUUUGUUUAAAUCGGGAACCAUUUUCAUGCUAAAUGACAAGCUAAUUGAAAUAUUAUCAUUACUUUUUUUUUAUAACAGCGUGCUCCUAAUACUCCUUCGUAGAUGUUUACGAUAUUUUAACGCUGAAAAAGUGUUUAUCCCAAUCCUGCAAAGGUACAAUCUUAUUGAUGGCUGGUACGUUGUGAAGAGCACUUUGGUCCUUUUUAUUGUUUUUAAGUUAUGGACUACAUUUUUUAAAAUGUUUUUGGUUUUCCUGUCCCUGCUUUGUGAGGUCUUUUUUUGGCAUGGUGCGUCUUGGGGCUUUCACUGUAAUGUGGAAACACUGCAACCACUGUCUGGACCUUUUACUGUUUACUGUGUUUUUUUGCGCAUUAAAAUGGUUUGUUUUGUUUUGUACGAGUCCAAAAAAACAAGCCAGUACAUGUAGCAAGACGGCUUCUGAUCCACCGCUAAGAAUUGCAGGAAAAAAAAGCACACAUUUUUGCGUUGUGAAAAGCUAUCGCUACUUUGAUAAACAUGUAAACGGUGCCGCACUCUUGCAUGCAUCCAGACAAUAUUUGUAAGUAGUUUUUCUAUUUCGUACAUGUGUAAAAGUAGCAGCGAUGAUGGGAUAUUAUCCAUGCUUUUGAUGGAUGCUACGCAGGCUGGCGCUGACGUUGCUCACUUCCUCUGGUGGUCAUUCAUAGGAACGGCAAUGCUAUUAGCUUAGCGUGCUGGGCAAAGUGAUUUUUUUGUUUUGUGGCUUUGAUCCCCCCGCUCCCUUGUUACUUACAAAAAGGUGCAACUGAGGUGUGCCGGGCCGUGUUGCAUCCUGCUGCAUGAAAAUGACGUUUCAAAGACAGCAUGGUGGAGGCUUUUUCCCCCUCAGCGGGUCACCUGGAAGCUUCUAUUCUCACUGGAAAUGAGCUUGCGAUUCUUCUUGUACUUUUCUGCUGAUGUUUGUCUACUGGGAGGCUGGAGUACCUGCAUGGACACACUUCUAGAAGACACUGCUGUCUUUUAUCAGUAUUUUAUAACCUUCUUCAUUUUAUAUAUCUAUAUACAGUACAUAUAUAUGAAUAUAAAUAUAUAUAUAUAUAUAUAUAUAUGUAUAUAUAUAUAUAUAUAUAUAAUAUAAAUAUACUCACUUUACCUUACGUUCCAAGCCGGUAUGAUUAGCUAGCUAGCUUUUGGAGUAUGUCGUGUACUUGUCGUGUGCUUGUUUAUGUCCUCAUUUCCCAGUGACAGCUUUCCCCCUCUAUUUUAUUUGGGUUUUUUUUUUUUACUUUUCAAUGGAUGCCUGUGCGUUUACUUCUCGGUUACACUGUGGGUAUUUUAUAGCUACAGUCAUGAUUUUUGCAUUUGUAUUUAAUGUCAACUUGUGG